This is a messenger RNA of Drosophila elegans, 2255 nucleotides long. Its product is annotated as uridine-cytidine kinase-like 1. The transcript has 7 exons. Gene Ontology annotation, cellular component: cytoplasm. The record is from RefSeq and is a predicted model, not a curated record. Lineage: Eukaryota; Metazoa; Arthropoda; Insecta; Diptera; Drosophilidae. Gene Ontology annotation, molecular function: ATP binding; kinase activity. The coding region runs from base 301 to 2148 and encodes 615 amino acids.
AGCGCAGCUUUUUAACCUUAGCGCUGCCUUAACACUUUUUAUUUUCAUUCAAUCCCCAAACGCCGCUCACCUCACACCGCCACUGAAUUACUUUGUUUUAUAAGUUAUCGAGUAAAGAUAGGCCGCAACGCAAAAGGCGGACCAUCCUCGCUGUGAAGGAAAUAAAAGCUUUGAAUCACAUGCGAAUCCGCGCCGCCGACGAUUCGCGUGAGCGUAUUUUUGUGAAGUGAGUGACCCAUUUUGCGGAAUAGCCUCGCCGGCUGAGGUUCUUAGUUCUCACGCCCACAGAAGCGGGAUAACAUGAGCAGCAUUACGUUUUUGUGCAGCAAGUCGGCCCACAACAGCAACAAUAAUAAUAACAGCAUCAAGAGCAGUAGUGAUGUGCCAAAAUCAGCAUUUGCAGCCGCAUCCGCCGGUUUACUAACCAUCGCUAACCACCAGCAACAACAACAGCAGCAGCAACAUCAACAACAACAACAGCAUCAUCAGCAGUCAAAGGUUAAGGCUACAGCAGCCAAAACCAAUGGUCACAUCGAUGACCGUUCUGAUGUCACUGAGCCACUCUACGUGGAUCCAUAUGCCGAGCUGGGUAAUGGCCUUCCCGGAGAUCUCAACUGUUGCCCGGCCUCGCCCACCACAGUACCUGCGAAACCCUCGCUAGAGUCGCCUCUGAAACGCUCCGGCAGGAGGCAACGCACCACAUCUAUUGGCAACCAGACCACCACCGCGAAUCCGUCCGAAUGCAUCAUACGCGCAAACAAUCGCACGAUCUACACGGCCGGACGUCCGCCGUGGUACAAUUGUGCUGGACAGCAGGUAGAGCCCUUUGUCAUAGGAAUCUGCGGAGGAAGUGCUUCUGGCAAGACCACAGUUGCUGAGAAAAUAAUCGAGAGCCUGGAUGUUCCCUGGGUGACUCUAUUAUCCAUGGACUGUUUCUACAAGAUUUUAAAUGAGAAACAGCAUGAGCAGGCACUGAUCAACGAAUACAACUUUGAUCACCCUGAUGCCUUCGACAUCGAACUGCUGCUAGAUGUGCUGACCAAACUGAAGGAGGGCCGCAAGGUUGAGGUUCCUGUCUACAAUUUUGUGACACAUGGCCGUGAGAGCCAAACGAAGACCAUGUAUGGGGCCAACGUGAUCAUCUUCGAGGGCAUUCUCACUUUCCACAGCCCAGAGGUGCUUAAACUGUUGGAUAUGAAGAUCUUUGUGGACACAGAUCCUGAUAUUCGCUUGGCCAGGAGGUUAAAAAGGGACAUCUCACAGCGCGGACGCGACCUUAGGGGCGUACUUAAGCAAUAUCUGAAUAUGGUGAAGCCCUCGUAUUGCAAUUACAUAGCUCCAACCAUGGCCCAUGCGGACAUUAUUGUGCCUCGUGGAGGCGAAAACAAGGUGGCCAUCCAUCUCAUCGUGCAGCACGUGCACACACAACUUCAGCUGCGCGGAUUUAAACUGCGCGAAACUCUAGCCAACUCCUACAAGGACCAGCCCAUGCCACAUUCUCUGCACCUGCUGCAUCCCACGCCACAGAUUAAGGGCCUGCACACAUUUAUCCGAUGCCGGAAUACAUCCCGCGAUGAGUUCAUCUUCUACUCGAAGCGCCUCAUCCGGCUGGUCAUCGAGUUUGCGCUGAGCCUGUUUCCCUUCAAAACAACCACCGUGGAAACGCCACAGGGUGUUCUUUAUGAGGGCAAGCGCAUGGAGUCGCGGAAAAUCUGUGGUGUUUCCAUUCUCCGAGCUGGCGAAACCAUGGAGCAGGCGGUGUGCGAUGUGUGCAAGGACAUUCGCAUCGGGAAGAUCCUCAUCCAGACAAAUCUGAAGACCGGCGAGCCGGAGCUUUACUACCUGAGGCUGCCCAAAGACAUAAAAGACUACAAGGUGAUACUAAUGGACGCCACCGUGGCCACUGGAGCGGCGGCCAUGAUGGCCAUUCGGGUGCUGCUGGAUCACGACGUGCCCGAGGACAACAUUAUCCUGGCCUCGCUGCUGAUGGCCGAGAUCGGUGUGCACUCCAUUGCCUAUGCCUUUCCUAAGGUGAAAAUUGUUACUUCCGCUCUGGAUCCGGAGAUUAAUAGUAAGUUUUAUGUUAUACCCGGCAUUGGUAACUUUGGCGAUCGCUACUUUGGCACGGAACCCUCUGAUGAAUACUAAGGAGAUCCGGGUCAACCCACAUCCACACUACACACUAUUGGAACUAUCAUGUUUCUAAUGUACCCUAGGUUAAGUUCAAAAGCGUUACUUAAAUUAUGAAUUCGGAA